GGGCUUCUCAUCGUCAGGGAAAAAAAUAUGAAAUAACACACGGAGAUCAGAGACAAACUUCAGAAACAAGAGGAUCUAUCGCCAUGACAACCAGAGAGGAGACUCUUACAAGUCUGCCGAUCCCGAUCCUAAAGAAACAUAUGCAUCACGACAGAUACAUCUUAUAAGUCAAAACAGCAUUACAAUGUCGUCUGCCGAAAAUCAAACGAAAAAUGUUGAAGGGCCCACAACAGCUAGUGAUGGAAAGCAGGAAUUUGAGAAUGAGAAUAAUGAGGAAGAAGAGGAUGGCGUCAAAAGGGAAGAUGGUGAGGACGAAGUCGACCAUAAUGGCUACACCAAAAGUGAUUUUUUGAAGAUUCCCAUAACAGUUUCUGCCCCAAAGACCGAGAAGGAACAGCCAACUGACGAAUCUUUCAAGCAGACUCAUGAAAAUGAAGUGGCCAAACCUUCACAAAACAGCGCAAAGAAAACAGGAGAUGAACCUUUGCCGGAAAAAGAAAUUGACAUCGUCCAAGUUCCGAAUUUUCCAGAACCAGGCCCAAAAUAUGACACCCCCUCCCCUCGUAAGUCGCACCAUCGCGAAGGUUCGUGCUGUGGAUAUAGAGAGAAUAAUCCCCCCUGCCAUCAUCUUUGUAACCAAGGAGUCGGGUGCCCUCUAUUUUCUCCCUCUGCUGCCCUGCCAUUCUUCGGGUACCCUGUAAUGAUCAUGCCUGCUUUCUCUCCGAUGGGAUUUUACGGGCAAUGCAUGACCAACAUGAAUCGCCAAUUUGCAGAUUGUUAUCGAGGUGGAAACCAAUAUUUUAAUGGCUGUUGCCACCGUCAAAAUGUAUCACCAUGUUGUCCUUACGACGAAACUAAUUCUCGUAAUCACCGCAAUGAAUCCCAGGAUCAUUGCUAUGAUGAACGUCGCCAUUGCUAUGAAGACCCGACAACAGAAUACACUUCCGGUAACCACCACCAUCAUCAACAAGAUGGCUGCUGCGAAAAUCAGGAUUAUAACUAUAAUUGCGAACAAGAUGUCGAUAACGAUGACGGAUACGAUGAUGCAAAGUCAGUGGAGGAAUUGUUAGAGGAAUACCUAGAGGACAUCGACGAGAAAACCGAACGGAUCCAUGACAUCCUCGACGAUUAUGCAGCCAUGGAUCUGUUUAUCAGCGUACAUGGAUUCCAACCGGAAGAAGUCCACGUCACUGUUAAGGAUGCCAUCGUCACUGUCAAGGGAGACCACCAGUACAGCGAGGCUAUGUGGGUACGGGUCCGUAAUUUCUCGGAGAGUUACGAGAUCCCAGAGGAGUUUGAUGUCUCCAGGACCACAGCAGUCAUUACUGGGGACUCACUGUGUGUGAGAAUUCCGCAUGUUGAUGGGGAAUAGGGACACGGGACUUCUCGUCAUUUGCCUUACUCAAACCUUUAUGACGCUUAAAAAUGUUGCAUGUUUUUUUCUUGGUUUUAUUUUGCAUAAGCAAUUAUACAAAUUGUUUCGAUUUUGAGAUUUAUUUUUGUUGUAUAAGACAUAUUUUCAUUCAGAUAUAUUAAUUUAUCAAUUAUAAGUUUUAGAAUUACAAAUUAUAUUGUAGUACAGUAAAGGUGCAUUAAGACAUACUGACGCUACAUAUGGAGCUGUCUUCUCUAUAUCUUAUUUUCUUUGUUGUAAGCAUGCUUCAUAUAAUUACUUUUUAUGAUUAAAAAACAUCAGGAUAAUAUAGCCCUAUGGAAAUCAGAUACUCUCACAAGUGUUCAAAAAACCUAAACUUAUAUGCAAUGUAAGUUUGAUUUGGCUAAUAAAGCUUCAUGUUUAUUAAAUAUUUAUAUUGAUUUGUAAUUUUAUUACAAUUA
Molecule: messenger RNA, 1836 nt
Organism: Magallana angulata
Lineage: Eukaryota; Metazoa; Mollusca; Bivalvia; Ostreida; Ostreidae
Exons: 5
Coding region: 185-1372 (395 amino acids)
Source: RefSeq, a predicted model, not a curated record